CCAUAACUUGUUGGUCACACUGGGCUGCUACCUGUUUGAGUUCUACGCUUCGUUUAUUUAUUAACUCUAUCUUAUUGUUUACGGUAUUUAUUUAUGGUUUAGUAAGCUUAAUUCAACUAAUUGAACGUAUUUAAAAACUCUAAAAUGGCUCGUUACUUUAAAGAACAGGACAUUGAUGAGUUCCGUGAGUGUUUUUAUCUGUUCGCCCGUUCGGGCCAAAUCAACAAUUUGGACGAACUAACCGUUAUUAUGCGUUCUUUGGGUCUUUCGCCGACGAUCCAAGAACUGGUUUCCUAUCUGAAGCAAAAGAAUGGGAAAAUGAGCUUCGCCGACUUCCUGGACAUCAUGCAUCAGCACUCCAAGGUGGAGAGUUUGCCGGACGAGGUCAUUGCCGCCUUUAAAGCGGCCGAUCCGCAGAAUAAGGGCACCAUCUCGGCCAGACAGCUGCGUAAUCUACUUCAAAACUGGGGAGAGGGCCUGUCCAUGCGCGAAGUGGACAACAUCUUCCGGGAGGCCAAUGUGAACAACAAUAGCACUGUGCGGUAUGCAGACUUUGUCAAGAUUGCAUGCGCCCCAGUUCCCGACUACUAUUAGACUGCCUUUACCAUAAAAAAACAUUCCAGUAAAGUACUCCAAUUUUCGCACAAUAAAGUUGGCCAAAUGUGUAUGG
Drosophila melanogaster (fruit fly) is the source of this 670-nucleotide messenger RNA. RefSeq lists its product as uncharacterized. The record is from RefSeq and is marked reviewed. The coding region runs from base 145 to 594 and encodes 149 amino acids. Gene Ontology annotation, molecular function: calcium ion binding. NCBI's taxonomy places the organism in Eukaryota, Metazoa, Arthropoda, Insecta, Diptera, Drosophilidae. The transcript is spliced from 4 exons.